Molecule: messenger RNA, 912 nt
Organism: Aspergillus pseudotamarii
Lineage: Eukaryota; Fungi; Ascomycota; Eurotiomycetes; Eurotiales; Aspergillaceae
Exons: 1
Coding region: 1-912 (303 amino acids)
Source: RefSeq, a predicted model, not a curated record
AUGGCUAAUGACCUCCUGCCCCAAACUAAAGGAGAGUGGAAACAGUACGCUGGGAGACACAAGGUGAAGAACCAAUCCCUGCGAAUGAGUACGAAACUGUAUUCCGCAUCUCAAAUCAGCUAUAAGCAUUUUCUUCUUCUUAGGACCAUCCUGCCCCCCAUUGUUCCCCGAAACCAGGUCAGCUACCAGACCCUUGGCAUAGAAAAUCUGAUACAGCAAGCCAAUCAGUACCUGAGUGAUCCGGCGUUCAGAGAUUAUAUCUCAGAUGUCACCACCAGGCAGUCGCAGCCGGUCUGGGAUGCACCUUGGGGAGGACACGACAGACUGUUCAGGGUUCCAGCUAUCCAGCAACAGCAAGUAAUUCAUGACGCGGCACAUUACGGGUCUGUUCGGAGCGAAGCCAGUGUAAACGCUGCCUUCGUUACCUUUUUACAAGCUAUCGCGGAUCUGGUUCCUCAGUCUGGUCGCCAAUGGACGGCUGAUAGAAUCAAGCUGACGGCAGACUUUAGUACACAACGACGCAAAAGACAGUUCGUUGCAUAUACCGAUGGCCAACUGGAGGAUACCUUCAGUCGUCGGAUUCUGGCACUCAUCGAGUGUAAACGAAUGCGGCGGGCGAAGCAUUCCCCAGCCGUUGAUAUGCAAGAGGUGGCACAGAUGGUGGCAUGGGUGAGGGAGCACCCCGGCGGACCAGGAAAUGAUAAGCGAGUUCUUGUGUCGAAGAAUGGGACCGAUGUUUAUAUUUCGGUCUUUGACUACGACCAGGAAUGGUUACGUUAUCUCAAUGGAGGCCCCGGGAGUAUCGUGCAUGCCGGAUUUGCCUGCAUGCGCAGAUACGGCCCCUGGAGGAUCCAGGUGGCAAGUCAUAUGGAGCAUUUUGCUCGAAUCAUCAUCGCCCUGCUACUUCUGUAG